UCAAGAAAGUCAUGCGGUUCAAACUCCAGCUCACAGACACUACGGCUGAGUCUGCUACGUUUGCAGUAAAUGGAGCAGCCUAAGUGGGUGUCUGAAGUUUCCAUUAAUAGCUUCUGCUUUGAAUGCACAAUCAGCAACUGUGCUGAUCCAAAACCAGGACCGCCAUAUUUGGUUCUCAAGGUCUUACAGAAACUCAAGGAUUUGGAUAUCACCGUAGACAUUCUUGCUGAAACUGGGAUAGGCAAAACGGUAAACUCUCUGCGCAGACACAAACUAGCUGGAGAAUUUGCCAAAACGUUAGUUAGGGGUUGGAAAAAACUUCUUUCUAAGGAGGGCACAAGCCUCACAGAAGAUGGAGCUCUGUCAGAGACUAUGUCUGUUAAAGACAAACAGGACAGCACAGACUGUCCAAAUGCUGCUGGUUUCACAACAGAGGAUUUAAACAAUAACUGGUCAACAUGUCACAGUGAGAGUCAGGAUUUCUCAGAUGAGACCCACUCCAAAACUGGAACUAUGAAAGAUGAUACAGAGAGACGGGGAUGUAAAGAGAAAGAUGGAAAAAGUAAGGGAAAUCGAGAUAAAAUUCAACAAGAGACCCAGAAUAACUUUCAGAAUGAUGUCAUACAAAAGAAAACCGCUAAGGACGAAAUGGAUGGUUCACACGCUCCAAAAAAGACAAAUUGUUGGAGUGAAAAAAAAUUGGGAGAUGACAACAUUUUAUGUAAAAACAAAAAGUUAGAGGACCUGCAUCAGAGAUCCAGGUCUGAUUCUGGGGAAAACUUGAAAAUCAACUUUGGAUCAGAAAAAGAGUCAAGUAAGAAAUCAAGGCCAUUGAAAGACUCAUCAAAAGAAGACAAAGAAUCUUUUUUAUUUACAUGCAACGACAAAUAUUCAAAAACAUUAAAACUGGACAAUUUUGGAGACGAGAAAUCCUCAGGAAUAUCGAGGAGCUCAGAGGUCCAGAAGAAAAAAAGGAAGAAAAUGAGUAAAGAGAGGCACGGUGCUCUCAAACAGUCUGAAAAUGAGGAGCUUUCACAGCACAAAAACAAAAUGGCCAAAAUGAAACGCAGAGACAAGGAGAGGGACGGUGACAGAGAGGAACCCUCCAAGUCUUUUGAGUCGUGUUUGAACUAUGAUGUUAAUGCCCGCAAGAGAAAAAAACAGUGUGGAGCAAAGAAAACUUCCAAAAAAUUCAAGACUGUUGUGAAAGAGGGAACAAGAAAAGAUCCUGACAUGGAACCUUCCAAGUUGCCUGUGUUGUCUAUAAAUGCCAGCCCUCCAAACCAGAAAUCUGUAAUGGACCUGAUGAGCAUUUCUUUACCCGCCAUUCUGCCUGAAUGUGAAAAGCAAUCCACUGCAUUGUACUUUGAUAGGAAAGUUGAGAAAGACAUGGACUUCUAUGACGUCUCCGAUGAGUCUGCCGUCUUCACUGGUCAGAGACUUAACAAGAAGAUGCAAGUUUACUCUGGGGCCAAAAUGGUCUUCCUCCCAACCAUGUUGAGCUUGUACCAGCAGUGUAUCCGCACACUCCAGAACAACAUUAACUUGCUGUAUGAAACAGGUGGAGUCCCAUUUGAAAUCCUGGAGCCAGUGUUGGAGAGGUGUAUGCCGGAGCAGCUGCUACGCAUUGAAGAAUGCAACCCAAUCUACAUCGGAGUGACGGACCACUUGUGGGGUAAACACUGUCAGCGAGAAUUCAAAGACUCCCAACUUCAGGAGUAUGAAUCGUGGAAAGAGAUGUAUAUCAGACUCUCGGAGGAAAGGGAACGGAAACUCCAGAGAUUGACAAAAAGUAUCAUUUCAGCACAUUCUAAUAAACCCAAAGGUCGGCAGGUGAAGAUGGCAUUUAUUCACACUGUUGCCAAGCCACCAAGAGAUGUGCGAAUUCAGCAGGAAAUCCAUGGGACUGCUGUUCAGCAGCCUAAUCAGCUCAGAUACAGCGUGAAACCGAAAGACAUUGCAUUGCGUCCAAGCUGCAAUGAGCCCGGCAGGUCCAGCAGGUUCAGCAGCUCCAGUUCAGGCGGAGGAAAUUCACAAGAGUCUCGCAAAAAAACAAGAGUGGCUCCAAUGAUGGCGAAGUCCUUAAAGGCAUUUAAGAAACAGUUGGGACGCAGAUAAUUGUGCAAUGUUGCUGUUUGAGAAUGUGGGAAAAGUGCACAGUCAUCUCUAUAAUAAGUCUGUGUUCUCCAUCAAUUGUUCUGUGUUGUUGUCUUCGUCGUAGGCUUAUGUCAUGUUUUGUUCCCCUCAAUAACAAUGAAUUGUCUUCACUAUUACUUCACAAUUAAAUCAGCAACUUCACAUGA
Messenger RNA from Solea senegalensis (Senegalese sole), 2303 nucleotides. RefSeq names its product elongin A, like (gene eloal). The record is from RefSeq and is a predicted model, not a curated record. Lineage: Eukaryota; Metazoa; Chordata; Actinopteri; Pleuronectiformes; Soleidae. The transcript has 12 exons. Bases 70 to 2118 code for a protein of 682 amino acids. Gene Ontology annotation, biological process: transcription elongation by RNA polymerase II. Gene Ontology annotation, cellular component: elongin complex; nucleus.